Molecule: messenger RNA, 1365 nt
Organism: Hylaeus volcanicus
Lineage: Eukaryota; Metazoa; Arthropoda; Insecta; Hymenoptera; Colletidae
Product: farnesol dehydrogenase-like
Exons: 6
Coding region: 316-1158 (280 amino acids)
Molecular function (GO): oxidoreductase activity
Source: RefSeq, a predicted model, not a curated record
UCUGACUUAAACUCGAAGCUUUGAAAAUAAUACUCUUCCCCUCAUCUAUCCCUCUUCUAAUCACCUCAUCUCAAAUUUUCUUAGCCUUGACCACAAAGUGAAAUUCGGCCACAAAGGGACAAGUGGGAUAUAAAUGCUGAAAGUGAAAGAAAAAAUGUACAGUCGUACAAAUAUACCGACCCAUCCCACUGAUUGAGCACAAAAUGGACUAGUUAUCUCAUAUUGACACGGUAAAGUAUGACUCAUUUCCCGAGUAUAAUAUGAGGUGAUCGUAGGACUGCAGCGACAGUCUAGAAACGACAGUAUCGAGGAACGAUGGAUUUCUGGAAAGAAAAGACAGCGAUCGUAACUGACGCCAGCGCUGAUAUUGGUGCCGCGAUCGCAGAAGCUUUGAUGAAACAUGAUGUUAAGGUAGUUGGUGUGGCGCAAACGAAGGCCAAGCUCAAGGAACUGCAUGACGCUGGAAAAUGGCCCAACUUGUAUCCUUUUAAAUGCGAUGUUUCGAAAAAGCAGGACAUAAAGAAGCUGUUCGAGUGGGUCGAAAAAAAGUUUGGAGGAGCUGAUAUCCUCGUGAACAAUGCUAGAAUCGCCAGCAUGACAUCGAUCAUUGAGGGGUCGACAAAAACAUAUCAUGGAGUAAUAGAAACAAACAUAUUCGCUCCUGCAAUCUUCGCACGCGAAUUUACCAACUCAGUACGACAACGUAACGCGUCUGGGCAUAUAAUCAAUAUUAACAGGUGUCUACUCUUCAAAUUCAGUUGUGUAACGAUGCCACUUAUCCUCGCGAUAAAUCUAGAUCUGUAUGAGCUCGUAUCAAUUGAAUUAGAAAUAAGAUCAAAGAUCCCACUUGGUAUAUACGGUGUCAGUAAAUAUGGCCUCAAUGCUUUGGGAACGGAACUACGCCACGAACUUACCUUGGCUAAACUGAAAAUUAAAAUUACCAACGUCAGUCCUGGAGCUGUGCUAAUGGAUAUGGUUCGAACAGUAUCUGAUGCUAUCGAAUAUCAAAUACCAUUAUUGCAAGACAAGGACAUCGCUGAUGCAGUAAUUUAUGCCUUAGGAACACCACAAACCGUAGAGAUUAAAGAAGUGGCUAUUAUGCCACAAGGAACACCCGUGGGGUUCACCAUGGACGCAUUUAGAAACCUAAAAGUAUAAAAAUAUAGGAAUUUCUUUUAUACGUUCAAACAAAAGAAACGUAAAGAACUUGAUGUGACUCAUCUUUCUGGUGAAUAUUGUAUAGUUUUAAUCGUCGAUGAAAUAACAAUUAACCCACGUUAAGAUGCAAGGAGACGUUAAUAUCGUACAAUUUAGUACGACAUCGAUUUUCAGACAAAUAAACGUGAAAGAUUCUUAAAAAAACAA